Molecule: messenger RNA, 348 nt
Organism: Protopolystoma xenopodis
Lineage: Eukaryota; Metazoa; Platyhelminthes; Monogenea; Polystomatidea; Polystomatidae
Source: the annotation of a GenBank genome assembly
AUGCCUGGGUUCCACCGACCAUCCUGCUUCAUGUGGACAGAAUUCCAGGACCUGCGUCUCCCGCGUUCCAGUCCGGAGGGGCAAAAGAAAGUGGCUUCAGGCCACCCUGAGUCGUGUUGCUGGUCCAAGGUUCGCAAUGUGAGCUGUCCACGAAAUACGACACUCACAUCGCCGUGUAGAUGCCGUAGGUCUUCGGCAACAAAUGGUGCGCUUGUUGGGCCAAUGUGCUUGUCUUCGAGUCCUCACCUUUCGGACUCGAAGCACACAACCAACAGUUCUUCAACUCCUCGUGGAGGGAUCAGGCGUGGGCAGCGAAAAGACCAAAAGAGAUUGAAUGAUGGGCCUUAA